UCAAACCCCCAAAUUCUGCAUCCAAAUAAAUCCUCUCAGAAAAUCUCAUAAUGGAAAACGAAGGGAAGGCUGGAACGGCAAGCAGUUCAAGGUGGAGCCCAACGAAAGAACAGAUAACGCUUCUUGAGAAUCUUUACAAGGAAGGGAUACGAACACCAAGCGCCGAUCAGAUACAUCAGAUCACGGGUAGGCUUCGUGAGCACGGCCAUAUCGAAGGUAAAAACGUCUUUUACUGGUUCCAGAAUCAUAAGGCUAGACAACGCCAAAAGCAGAAACAGGAGCGCAUCGCUUACUUCAAUCGUCUCCUCCACAAAACCUCCCGUUUCUUCCGCCCGCCUCUUUGCUCAAACGUCGGUUGUGUUAGUCCGUACUAUAUACAGCAAGUAAGUGAUCAUCACAAUCAACAUGGGCAUGGAUACAAACACAGUAACAAUGUGAUGAUUCCAAGUGGUGGCUGCGAUAAACGCGCAAUUUCAGACAUGACAACAACAACUGCAGCAAGAAUGUCAAUGUCGUCGAGUUCACUUAGAUUUGACCGAUUUGCCCUUCGUGAUCAUGCUCACUACGGAGAGGGUAUUAACGUCAAUUCUAACGGGCGGAAGACGCUUCCACUCUUUCCACUUCAGCCUUUGGACGCGGCCAUUGGCGAUUGUGUUGGAACUUCCAGUUUUGCCCCUGGUCAUGACUCUCCGUUGACUUGUUUCGGUGAUGGCGGCGAACAAGAGCAGCCGUUUAUUGAUUUCUUUUCUGGUUGUUCUAGUAGGUUUUGAUAAUAAUGCAGAUGGGUUGUAACGAAG
Molecule: messenger RNA, 797 nt
Organism: Eruca vesicaria subsp. sativa (arugula)
Lineage: Eukaryota; Viridiplantae; Streptophyta; Magnoliopsida; Brassicales; Brassicaceae
Source: the annotation of a GenBank genome assembly